Molecule: messenger RNA, 3843 nt
Organism: Peromyscus leucopus (white-footed mouse)
Lineage: Eukaryota; Metazoa; Chordata; Mammalia; Rodentia; Cricetidae
Gene: Ap5m1
Product: adaptor related protein complex 5 subunit mu 1
Exons: 9
Coding region: 272-1744 (490 amino acids)
Biological process (GO): endosomal transport
Cellular component (GO): cytosol; late endosome; AP-type membrane coat adaptor complex
Source: RefSeq, a predicted model, not a curated record
GCGAGUGAGCGAGCGAGCGACGCGCCUUGAGCCUCGCGGGCCGCCAUCCCGGAAGUGGGAGGUAGAGCCUUGCGGUCCUCCCGGAUUCCGGGUGCGGGUUCCCAGGACCUGUCGGCAGUGUGUCUUGACCUCCUGGAGGGACCGGGAGACUGGCGUCGCCUCACCGGGAAGAGCGAGCAUCUCCCGUGAGCUCUUGCGGCGCAGGGCCGUCUGCUCUGGCUGGCUGGCGACCUUAGUUUCGGGGAUGAGCUGAUCCUUCGGUGGCUUUACCAUGGCCCAGCGGGCACUGUGGCUCAUACGUCACGAACCGGGAACUCCACUCGGUGGCACCGUCAGAUUCUCCAGACGAUAUCCUACUGUUGAAAAGAGAGCCAAAAUCUUGAAUGGACUGAGUUAUGUUCCUGUACCUGAAGAUGGUCCCUUUCUUAAGGCAUUACUCUUUCAACUUAGAUUAUUGGAUGAUGAUAAAGACUUCGUGGAGAGGCGUGAUAGCUGUUCAUACAUCAAUAAAUCACCUGUCUAUGGACUUUUAGUAGGAGGUGAAGAACUCUGGCCAGUCAUUGCUUUUCUGAGGAAUGAUAUGAUAUAUGCAAGUGUUCCACUAGUUGAACAAGCUCUGUCCCCUCGACCAUCUUUAAUUAGCAUUAGUGGAAUUUCACAAGGCUUGGAACUGCUUUUUGGGAUACAGGAUUUUCUUUACUCAAGUCAGAAAAAUGACACUGACCUAAACACAAAAUUGAGUCAGUUGCCUGACUUGCUUCUGCAGGCUUGUCCAUUGGGUACUUUAUUGGAUGCUAACUUGCAGAAUUCAUUGACUAGUAUUAAUUGCUCAUCUGUGACCCAGCCACAAAAACAGCCAGCAUGGAGAGUUGGAACAUACAAAGGAAAACCACAGAUUUCUAUUUCUAUCAGUGAAAAAGUAAAGUGCAUGCAGUAUGGUAAACAGGAUAUAGCAGACACAUGGCAAGUUGUUGGAACAGUCGCUUGCAAGUGUGAUUUGGAAGGAAUCAUGCCAAAUGUCACCAUCAGCUUGAACCUCCCCACCAAUGGCUCUCCACUUCAAGAUAUCAUCGUUCACCCUUGUGUGACUUCUCUCGAUUCUGCCAUUCUGACUUCCAGUAGCAUUGAUACAGUGGACGACUCUGCAUUUAGUGGGCCUUACAAAUUCCCAUUCACUCCGCCUCUCGAGUCAUUCAACUUAUGCCACUACACCUCUCAGGUCCCUGUCCCACCAAUACUGGGUUCUUAUCACGUGAAAGAAGAAGAAGCACAACUAAAAAUAACAGUUAAUUUAAAACUUCAUGAAAGUGUAAAAAAUAAUUUUGAAAUCUGUGAAGCUCAUAUACCUUUUUACAACAGAGGUCCAAUUACCCAUUUGGAAUACAAAGUUAGUUUUGGCCAACUUGAGGUAUUUCGAGAAAAAAGCUUAUUGGUCUGGAUUAUUGGGCAGAAGUUCCCCAAAUCAAUGGAAAUUAGUCUUUCUGGAACUCUAACUUUUGGAGUCAAGGGCCAUAACAAGCAGCCAUUUGAUCAUAUUUGCAUUGGAAAUACAGCAUAUGUAAAGCUUCAUUUCAGGAUCUCAGAUUAUACACUCACUGGAUGUUAUGCAGAUCAGCAUUCAGUUCAAGUUUUUGCAUCAGGAAAACCAAAAAUAAGUGCAUACCGGAAACUAAUUUCUUCUGACUAUUACAUCUGGAAUUCUAAAGCACCUGCUCCAGUAACAUAUGCGUCAUUGUUACCAUGAUUUUCUCAUAGUCAAAUAGGAUUUAGAUGACGGGAUCCAACUGAGCUUCAUGCGUGCCAGGCAAACACCCUACCAACUGAGCUAUGAUGCUAACCCCUCUCAGGCUCCUUUAACUGACUUGAUAAUCUGCCACAAUGACGUGUGUCUAAGAUGCCAGUCGACCUAAGAAGACUGCAGUAACUUCAGAAGAGGAGCAUAGUCAUCUAUGAUGUUUAGUGUCCUGGGACAAGGUUUUAAAAAUAAUUUUGGGUAUUAUACUCUCUGUUUUGUUUUUUAAUUAAAAUCUGUUAAUGAAUGAACUCAGGUAAAUAUUCAAAAACCUUUUCAUGAGUAUCAUUUACACUUAUUUAAUGUAGCAUUUUUUUUCUUUAUCUGUCCCUGUCAUUUCUUUUUACCAUCUUCUUGAUUCCUUCCAAACUACCUAGCCAUGCUCUUUAUCCUCUGCCUAUUUCUCCUAUUACACAUAUCCUGCUUCAGAGCAGUAUGCUCUCGUCAAGUUGGACUUCAAGCGACCAUUUAAAAAAAAAUCUAAAGAUCCUGAGAAUUUCGCUGACUCCAGCUGAAGCCUAACAGAAAAUAGGACUUGCAGAUUGAUCUCUAAUUAGAUUUAUCCUGGCUUCUGUUUCUUUUUUGUCUUUUUUAAAAUGAGUCUUCUAAAAAAAAAAGACUUAGAAAAGCUGCUGAUUCUUUGAAGGAGAGUUUCAAUCAUUGAAUGGGGAAGUGUGUGUAAACUUAGGACUCAAAAUCAAUUUUUUAAUUAGGGUCAGUCCUCAUUAUAAACCCUCAUUGCCUGCAAAGCAUUAUCAUAGCCCAAAGUUCUGUUUUCACAGUCAUCCUAAGUCAGGAGAGGGAGUAACUGCCUGACAAGGACAGUGCCUUGCUGUUCCGACUGACCCGAAGGGAGUCAGCAGUAGAAAUUCUUCUGUGAGAAGAAAACAUUGUCCCAUAAUGGUUUUUUCUCACUCCUCAACUCAAAGCUCAACAUUUUACUUCAAUUUAUUAGUAGAGCCUUUUAGAAAUUUUGAUUGUAUAAAUACUUAGCAAAUUAUACUAAGGUAGACAAGACACAUUCAUCUAGUGAGUAGGGAAAGAUUCAGUAUAUAAUCCUUGAGGCAAACUCUCUUCAUAAACAAAUUAGAAAAACCAGUGACCUCUAAUUUGACAUUUCUAGAAACCUGGGGGAAAAUCUAGGGGUUCCUAGAAAAGCGUGGCGUGAUGGGGAACCAAGACCAUCUGUUGCCAUUCCGUUCUGACACAACACUAGGAACUAAAAGCCAGCCCACAUUUCAUCCCAUUGAGAUCAGCUGGGCACACUGAUGCUUUUGAUUUUGUCUAGAAACCUGUCACUUCAGGAUAAUUUCUGAAGACAAAGCUUGUUCCCAGUUUGGUAGGUGACCUGUUUAAUGUUUUCCCUGUGUCUGGGAACUCCUUAGUGUAAUUAGCGACCUUUGAACUCCACAACUAAUCCUGAGCUAUUUUGUAUUCCUUACUCAUCUUUAAGGCUGGACCUUUCUUUUCUUCAGAGUCCACUGCCACAAUUAAAGAAGAAACAGCUGCAUUUCAAAGGGAUUCCGAUUCCAGAAGCUUAAUCGUGAUUGACAUGUUCUUAUUCUAAGCUAUAAGACACUCUAAGAGUCCUUUCUUUGGUUAAAACUUCAAUCAUUUUCUAAAAAAUUAUCUCACUAUGGAUUUUAUUCAUUUUCUUUGAUAGCUAUUCUUUUCAUUUUUUUAACUUGAAAGGUGCUUUGCAUUUGCAGUGAAUGUGAGCAUCGACUUCCAGUGACAGAUUUGGAUGGUGUCAGACCUGCUCUAGAUACAAUAUUGCUAAAUUCCCUUUUAGUGCCAAAAUGUGAUUAUGAAAUCUGAUAUCUAUGCUGUAAUUAUUCUUACUCAACCCAAAGGGUUAAAGAAAGUUUUAAAUAUCUGAGAAUGAACUCUAGAAAAGAUGGGUCAUGAUUUGUGUGAUACCUGUUCUCCAUUUUUUUUACUAAGCAAUAUUAUAAAGCCCACAAUGUAGUAGUUAAACAGUGGGGAUGUUUUGUACUCUUAAAUAAUUGAGCCUGUCAAAUUAAAAGUAAAUAGGCUCCUUGGGAAUCUUA